Onychostoma macrolepis is the source of this 2410-nucleotide messenger RNA. It is a transcript of the gene upf3b, whose product is annotated as UPF3B regulator of nonsense mediated mRNA decay. Bases 146 to 1765 code for a protein of 539 amino acids. Gene Ontology annotation, molecular function: mRNA binding. The record is from RefSeq and is a predicted model, not a curated record. Gene Ontology annotation, cellular component: nucleolus; cytoplasm. Lineage: Eukaryota; Metazoa; Chordata; Actinopteri; Cypriniformes; Cyprinidae. Gene Ontology annotation, biological process: nuclear-transcribed mRNA catabolic process, nonsense-mediated decay; positive regulation of translation. The transcript is spliced from 10 exons.
GCGCCAUAAGCCGUAGCCAAUCAGAGACGCCUGCUGGUGUUACGGAGAAACAACAGCGGAAAGUUGGGUAGUGGAGAGAUAGCAGACACGACUGAUAACAGAAACAUACGAAGUAAGACAUCGCUACAAAAGUUGGCAAAGCAUCAUGAAGGAGGACAAGGAAAACACGCGACCCAGAGAAAAGAAAGUGGAAAUAAAAUGUGACGAAAUUGAGAAAGCAGAUAAGCCAAAUAAAGAGAAGAAGGAGGCUAUGACAAAGAUUGUGAUCCGACGUCUCCCUCCAAGUCUUACUAAAGAAGACUUAGUGGAACAACUGCAGCCUCUUCCGGAGCUGGAUUACCUGGAGUUUUUCUCUAGCGAUACUAGUCUUUUCCCACAUCUGUUUGCAAGAGCCUAUCUGAAUUUCAAAAAUCAAGAUGACAUAGUUCUCUUCAGAGACCGGUUUGAUGGAUAUGUCUUCAUCGAUAGUCGAGGUCAAGAAUAUCCGGCAAUUGUUGAGUUUGCACCAUUCCAGAAAAUUGCUAAGAAAAGGAGCAAGAAGAAGGAUGCCAAAAGUGGAACAAUUGAAGAUGAUGUUGAUUACAAAAAGUUUUUGGAGUUCUACAAUGGUGACGAGGAAAAAUUUCCUUCCAACCCUGAGACUUUACUCGAGGAAAUAGAGGCCAAGACGAAGGAACUCAGUGCUAAAAAAACAACACCUCUCUUGGACUUCCUUAAGAAUAAACAGAGGAUUAGAGAAGAAAAGAAAGAAGAGAGGAGACGGAGAGAACUAGAACGUAAACGCCUGCGAGAUGAAGAACGGCGCAAGUGGAGAGAGGAAGACAGAAGAAAAAGAAAAGAGGCUGAGAAAUUGAAAAAAGGAGAAAAGGCAUCUGACAAGGAUAAGGACCAACCUAAAGAUGAACUGCCAAAAAUCAAGCUCUUGAAAAAAACUGAGAAAGCAGAUGAUGGUGAUACUGAGAAGCCAAAGGACAAGCCCAAGAAACAAGACCGAGAGAAACAGAAGGAAGAUCGACCUCCAGUUGGAGGAGACACAAAGAAGCGUCAGAAUGGUGAACACAGAGAGGAGAAAGGGGGAAAGUCAGAGGAUAGUGGGCAUAAAAAUUACAGAGAUCGUGAUGGAGACCGAGAGCGAGACCGGGACAGAGAGAGAGAGCGAAGACAGAAAGAAAAAGAACGAAUCAGAAGGCAGGAUGAAGAACGGAGGAAAAGAGAACGUCAUGAUGGAGAAAGCACCUACAAAAAGAGAGAUGAGGAGGGGAAGAAGGACAAGGAGCGUGUUUGGGAGAAAAGAAAGAAUGAAAACACUGGAGAGUCCUCCGUUAAUGCUCACCCUGAAAAGCCAUCAAGGGACAGCAAAAAAGAAGACAGUGCCAGAAAAGACCGUCUGAGAAACAAGGAUCGGCCUGCAAUUCAGCUGUACCAGCCAGGGCGAGGAGCCGUAACCGGGGCGGAGGAGGAGGAACAGGAGGAGAUGGACCGGCAGCGGAGAAGAGAGCCGAGCGGGAGCCCAAGAACACUCAAGAGAAAGCUGCUGAGUGAGGAAACAGCUCUGUGCUGGCAUAACUUGAUGUCUCGAGAGAGGAGGGGCUCUGUUCUAAUCAGGACAAACACCUCAAAAACAUGGUGCUGCCAUCAAAAGAAAUCCCCCCACUUUAAAAAAAAAAACAACUCUCUGUCAAUGACACGAGAGCACAUACAUGUUGCCCUCCAGUGCCUGAAUGAGCCCCCCAAAGUUUCUGUUCAUGAGCAAAGCAAGUCCUAACCGACGGUUAGAUUUGAGAGACUGGGCUUAAUCACGAGAGAAGCCAAAGCGAUUGGACCACGAUAACUCAAAGUGACCUUACUUUUGGUACACAGCCAAACGUGUUUUACUUCACAUGCUUUUCUGUUUCAUAGUUUAUAAAAGGUCUGAUCCAGCUUGCUUAUGAUUUCUCACUGUUCCGUUUUAGAAAGAUCUUUCGCGCCUUACCCAAAACCUACUAUCAUUUCAGACAAUCAGUAGUAAAUUUGUGUUCUUUGAGCAUGGAUGUAGCCUGCAGCUGUUUUACAGAGCCUGCUGAUCUACGAUGUUUCUGUUCUGAUUAGGGAUUGGUCAGGUGGAAAAAGAGCCAUGCUUUAUAAUGCUGAUGCCUUGAUCACUGUCAGUUCUUUUCUGCAAGUCGACUAAAUUAUAUGCAAAAACAGAUGUGGCCUUUUAUAGUUUUGGAAUUUAAGCAUAUCUUACUACUCAGAAAAAUGCAACUUCUGGUUAGCUUGGUAUGGAAACUGUGCUGUCAUCCAAUUGUAUGUUCCAUUGUAUCUAAUCCAUAACUCAAAACACAGCUUGUUUUCCUUUUAUAGUUGCAGCUUUGUCAAAAUGUGAAGAGUAAUAAAAAAACAAAACAAUAAAUGAACAACCUAUGUGUUA